Seminavis robusta is the source of this 740-nucleotide messenger RNA. Lineage: Eukaryota; Bacillariophyta; Bacillariophyceae; Naviculales; Naviculaceae. The record is from the annotation of a GenBank genome assembly.
UAAGUAUCUUUCCUUCUCGACUGGCGAGCAUGUAGUCUCGCCACACACAGGAAGGAACUGGGGAACGCAAAGCAUUUGCAAACCAAGCAGCGAACGAGGAAAGCCAAAAAGAAGACGACGAUGAACCUCUUUGGAAAGCAUUUCUGCCUGUUCGUGCUCGCCUUGUUGGCCAGUAGCCUUCACACGAGCGAUGCGUUUGCUGGAUUCGCUGGUGAUGACAAGAAGGGCAAAGGCGACAAGGGAGGCGGGCAACAAGCUGCUGGAGGUGGAGGCGGCGGCGGCGGCGGUGGCAAGCAAAAUGAAGAAGGCGGUGGAUUAUUGUCUGAUUUGCUGAGUGGUUUGCAAUUGGGAAACUUCAUCUGUGGCAGCGAUGAGGCAUUUUCCGCGGUCCAACUGCUUUGCAACUUCAUGUCCACCUAUAUUGAGGGGCAACUAAGCACUAUUAGCGGAACAGAGGCAACAACACAGGAAACGCAAAGUGCCGCAGGCAUCGUGGUUACGCCUGCCACCCGCAAGCUUCGACAUUAGAAACUUGGUGCAAAGGAGUGACUACGUACUCAAACGACGACUGAAGGAACCAAUGCAUUCAUGAUUGACGGGUCGCCUCCCUGCUCUGCUUUUGUUUGACUGAUGGCUAAUGUGCUCAUGGAGGGCGAACAAUGUUUUUUGGCUGGAACUAUAUACAAUACACAGACUAAAAACACAAUCUUACGAUAACGAAUCAUAUAUUGUCUUGCUCG